UCCCUCUGCUGGAUCAAUAACAAUUGGAGAAAUGACGUAGUAUGAUAAUCGAAAGGUAUAAAGAUCAUCUGACGCCACAGCCACACCGCAGGGUGCAUCGAAAGAGUCGAGCUCUCCACCAGGUACUGUCUCCUUGCCUCCAUCAUGCUGCGAAUUAGCUUACUCUGUGCCUGUGUGGCAGUAACCGCUGCAGCCAGCUCUCAAGAAAUCCUACGCACCCAAUGGGAGGCAUUCAAAUCUACCCACAACAAAUCCUACCAGUCCAACAUGGAGGAGCUCCUGAGGUUCAAGAUUUUUAGUGAGAACAGUCUGCUGAUUGCUAGGCACAAUGCCAAAUACGCUAAAGGACUCGUUUCGUACAAGCUUGGCAUGAACCAGUUCGGUGAUCUGCUGCCGCACGAGUUUGUGAAGAUGUUCAAUGGCUACCGUGGUGAGCGCACCGCCCGACGGGGAUCUACCUUCCUGCCACCGGCGAACGUCAAUGACAGCAGCCUGCCUGAAACUAUCGACUGGCGCGACAUAGGAGCCGUGACAGCCGUGAAGGACCAGGGACAGUGCGGGUCCUGCUGGGCCUUUAGCGCCACGGGAUCUCUGGAGGGCCAGCAUUUCCUGAAGACCGGCAAGCUGGUCUCACUCAGUGAGCAAAACUUGGUCGACUGCUCCGGAGACUUCGGGAACCAGGGCUGCAGCGGCGGACUCAUGGACAACGCUUUCAACUACAUCAAGGCGAACGAUGGUAUUGACACCGAAAAAAGCUAUCCUUAUGAGGCUGUGGAUGACAAGUGCCGUUUCAAGAAGGAAAAUGUUGGUGCAACCGACACCGGCUUCGUGGACAUCGAGCAGGGAUCUGAAGAUGACCUGAAGAAGGCGGUUGCCACCGUUGGCCCAGUUUCCGUAGCUAUCGACGCUUCGCACUCAUCAUUCCAGCUCUACUCUGAAGGAGUGUACGACGAGUCCGAAUGUAGCAGCGAACAGCUGGACCACGGUGUGCUUGCUGUCGGCUAUGGUGUUGAGAACGGCAAGAAGUAUUGGCUUGUUAAGAACAGCUGGGCUGAAACCUGGGGAGAUAAGGGCUACAUCAAGAUGUCCCGUGACAAAGACAACCAGUGCGGCAUCGCCUCUUCAGCCAGCUACCCGCUCGUCUAACUAGCGAUUUGACGUCAUGACAUUACAUUAAACGCUUCGUAAAUUGUACAUAAUUUAACCACUGCAAUAAAUCACCUUGGUUUUGACA
Molecule: messenger RNA, 1234 nt
Organism: Dermacentor silvarum
Lineage: Eukaryota; Metazoa; Arthropoda; Arachnida; Ixodida; Ixodidae
Product: procathepsin L-like
Exons: 8
Coding region: 145-1146 (333 amino acids)
Biological process (GO): immune response
Cellular component (GO): lysosome
Molecular function (GO): cysteine-type endopeptidase activity
Source: RefSeq, a predicted model, not a curated record